GAAGUGCUUGUGUUUAUGCCGUGAGAAAUUAUCCAGCAGCACACUGCCAUUGUGCAGAGGGACUGCGAAAGGAGGUCGCAGUAUCCCUAUGUCGCUGCCUCCUUGGUUUGAGGGACUAUUGAUGUCAUCUAGGGGUUUAGAUGCGAUUUUAGGGGGGGAGUUUGUAAUCCGAAACCAACAGGCUUUGUGUCUUUUAUGGUGUAAUGAGCGACGAGAAAAGCCCGGGCAGCUGCAAGAGAAACUCCGGGUGUUCCAGUAUUGAGCAAAUGCUGGCGGUGAACCCCGGGAAGACUCCCAUAAGUCUGCUGCAGGAGUAUGGAACGCGGAUAGGCAAGACCCCGGUGUACGACCUGCUGAAGGCCGAGGGCCAGGCGCACCAGCCCAACUUCACCUUCCGCGUCUCUGUGGGCGACAUCAGUUGCACCGGCCAGGGCCCCAGCAAGAAGGCCGCCAAGCACAAGGCCGCCGAGGCUGCUCUCAAGAUGCUCAAGGGGGGCCUGGGAGGCAUCGAGGGCUUCACCGUCGACAUGUCAUUAGAUGGAGAGUGCAUUCAAGCAGAGAUGAAGUCAACCAGCUCUACCCAGCAAGUCGAGUGCAAUCCAGUUGGAGCUCUACAGGAGCUGGUGGUGCAGAAAGGCUGGCGUUUGCCAGAGUACACCGUGACGCAGGAGUCUGGCCCUGCGCACCGUAAAGAGUUCACUAUGACCUGCCGUGUGGAGAGAUUCGUCGAAAUCGGCAGCGGAACAUCCAAGAAGCUGGCCAAGCGCAACGCGGCCGCCAAGAUGCUGGCCAAGAUCCACGACGUCCCUGUGGACCUCCGCAGCAGCCACGAGGCCGAGGCAGAGGACGACACCUUCACCAUGCAGCACCGCCUGGAGGGGGGCAAGUGUAAGGGCUUCGGCUGCACGUGGGACUCCCUGCGUAACUCUGCGGGGGAGAAGAUCCUUCAGCUGCGUAGCCACCCCCUGGCCAACGCCAGCAGCUCCAGCGCCAACUUCUGCUCCCUGCUGCACGACCUCUCGGAGGAGCAGCGCUUCGACGUCAGCUACCUCGACAUGGAGGAGCGCAGUCUGAGCGGCUUGUGUCAGUGUCUGGUGGAGUUGUCCACUCAACCUAUCACCGUGUGCCACGGCUUUGCCCCCAGUCAGGACGCGGCCCGGGCCAGCGCUGCCCACAAUGCAUUGCAGUACCUCAAGAUCAUGGCGGGCGCCAAAUGACCGCCAACCGGUCUCCUCUCCUCCUCCAAAUGAUAAGACUGACUGACCUCAUUUGUUUUCUUCUCCUCUCUCACUCUCACCAUUUUUGAAGAGGAUGUUUCUUGCUUUGAAAUUUUAAGAACUUUUCAGAAACUUGACCAUUCUCAAAUUCCCUGGUUUUGUCCUCAGUUCUGUGAAGUGAGGCUUCUCUUUUUUGUCAUGCUGUAAAAACUGAAUUGAAUAUGUAGAUUUCCCCCUUUUUGUUAAUGAAAUUGAAUGUUUACCCCCCUCUAUUAGUGUCUAGCGUAAGAGAAGACCUAAGAUGGCUUCUAAGAAGAUCUCCACUAUUGCAGUGGUGCAUUUUUAUCGAUUUUAAAGUCAAGUUGAGCUUUUUUGUAUUGACCUAUGUACUGCACUAACAAAUUUUAAUUGCAAUAGAUUUUUCCCAUUUUAGCAAAUUCCCCCAAUGGACACUAAUUUUUAAAUUUACUUUUUUAAAUUUACUCUGAGAUUUACUCUUAUUAGGUGUGAUGUUUUUUAACCUUUUGCUUUUGGUCAUGGUUCAGACUUGUGCUCUUAGAUGGCAGUGGCCUUUUUCUAAACCAUGAAAUUGAAAUGAUUUGCUCAUCUGAUCACUGGCACUUUUUAAACUUCCAUUCUGCUCCACUUUGUGUCUGCAUAUAUCUAAUUAUCAAACAUACUGAAAGGGUGUUUAUAUUUCGAAGAGCCAAUUUUUAGGUAUUCAUUACUUUUAAUUGCCUCCAGAUCCAUCCACCCCCAAGUUGCAUUGUGAAUAUCUUUAAGUCCAUUUAAAAAAUAAUAAUAAUGCUUCUAACAAAUUGAGAUCUGAUUUAGAAUGAACUAGAACCUCCCAUGAAAUUGCAAUGUUUGUGAACCAUUGUGACUAACCAACCUCUCAAAUUUAAUGUCUAAGUAAAUUACUGUAAACUAUGUGAAAUAGUAUCUGUUUUGUGUUGAAUCAGUGUCCCCAGUACCCAUUUUUUAAAUUAAGUUGAUGGGUGAGUACAAAUAAUCACGCUUGAUCAUAAUCACUACUCCCUCCAGUUGUAAUUACGGUCACUAUUUUUGUUAAAACAGCAAUAUACCAGGAUAAAAUCUAUGAACCAGAGAAAUGAAAGCACUCUUAAUUGUACAGAAAGAUGUUUUGUUGGAUUUUAUUUACAGUAAUACAAUACGCAGUCAAACAUCUGUCUGCAUUGUGACAUUUUUUCUUCUUCCAAAAAACAAAAUAGGUUCAAUAAAAAUGUUUUAAAUACA
Messenger RNA from Engraulis encrasicolus (European anchovy), 2474 nucleotides. RefSeq names its product TAR (HIV) RNA binding protein 2 (gene tarbp2). Gene Ontology annotation, molecular function: double-stranded RNA binding; siRNA binding; pre-miRNA binding. The transcript has 7 exons. The record is from RefSeq and is a predicted model, not a curated record. Gene Ontology annotation, cellular component: RISC complex; nucleus; cytoplasm. Lineage: Eukaryota; Metazoa; Chordata; Actinopteri; Clupeiformes; Engraulidae. Gene Ontology annotation, biological process: siRNA processing; regulation of viral transcription; regulation of siRNA processing. The coding region runs from base 204 to 1217 and encodes 337 amino acids.